This is a messenger RNA of Lindgomyces ingoldianus, 1074 nucleotides long. Its product is annotated as Ap4A phosphorylase-like protein II. The transcript has 2 exons. The record is from RefSeq and is a predicted model, not a curated record. Lineage: Eukaryota; Fungi; Ascomycota; Dothideomycetes; Pleosporales; Lindgomycetaceae. Gene Ontology annotation, molecular function: ATP binding; ATP:ADP adenylyltransferase activity. Gene Ontology annotation, biological process: nucleotide metabolic process. Bases 1 to 1074 code for a protein of 357 amino acids.
AUGAGAAUGCUGCUUGGGCUUUCUGAAUCUCUUCCCAGCCUCGUGGAGGCCAAGUUCAAUGCGGCCAAAGCAGCCCAGAGCCUGAUAUUCUCGCCUACCGAGCUUGCCAUUAUCCGCACGUCAACUGGAAUCCCGUUCCAGCUACGAUAUUGCCCAGCGCUCGCAAAGAAACCCGUACCGGGUAAAGACGAUGCAUCCGCUCCAAAGAAGAAACCUGACCCUUUUCACAAUCCGUCGGCAGACCUGCUAAUUGCCGAUAUCCCAACCCUGAACCCAAGCCAUCUACUGGUCCUUAAUAAGUUUCCAGUCAUCCGUGAUCACUUCAUCCUCGCCACGAAGACCAACAAGGAGCAGACACAUGUUCUCGAGCAAGAUGACCUGGAGGCAACGUAUGCGUGUUUGAAAGCAUGGCAAAAUAACAUGGAACAAGGCCACCAGAAGCGGCUGUUUGCCUUCUUCAAUUCUGGAGAGCACAGUGGUGCCAGUCAGCCCCAUAGGCAUCUUCAGUUCCUACCAGUUGAGUGUAUGAAGGAAGGCAAACAGUCCAAGGGCUGGGAUUUGCUGAUCGACAUUAUCUCAUCGCAAUCUGACACAAGUCUGAAGCAUGGUGUAGGCUGGCCUUCUGGACUCUUGCAGCAUCCUGCCAUCCCUUUCGCUCACUUCGCUUUGCGGUUGCCCUCAGAGCCAAGUGGGCCCCAGCUGCUUCUGGCCUACGAUCAACUUUACCAGUCUGCAAAGAAAGCGGUCGAGGAGUACAUAGAGACUAAUCCAAGUACACUUGCCCUCCAUCCUAUAGAAGAGGGUUCCCUGCCUAUUAGCUACAAUAUGGCAAUGACAACCACAGCCAUAGCUAUCUGUCCGCGCCGAAGCGAAGGGCAUACGCUGAGACACGAUGAUGGAUCAGAGAUUGGCCUCAUUGCCUUAAACGGCACCACUCUUGGAGGAACCUUGAUGGUAAAAAACCAAGAAGAAUGGGAUGUUCUUCGGACACAGUCGGGUCGUCUCGAUUCAAUUCUUGAGGCUAUCGGCAUCCCAAAAGAAGUACACCCACCGACACUCCAUUCCAGAGUUUGA